CUUGAAAGAACUUGACGUUGCUACCAACCUUCCGAAAUUGUUCACCCUGAUUUCUUUUUCGUCCAACUUUUGUAAAGCAACGUCAUGGCUCCAGUGGUGAAAGCCGUCGCGUCUGUCAAGACGAAACCCGGCAAGGGUGGCAAACUGCCCAAGAAGCAGCUGCUACGAGGCAAGAAUGCCCUGAAGAAAAAGAAGGAGCACUUGCGUUUUGGAGUCGACUGCACCAACAUUGCCGAAGACAAUAUUAUGGAUGUCGGUGAUUUCGAAAAGUACCUGAAGGAACGCUUCAAGGUCAACGGAAAGACUGGAAAUCUUGGAAACAGCGUAUCUUUCGAACGACAGAAGAUGAAGGUCUACGUCAACUCUGAUGUGCACUACUCCAAACGCUAUCUGAAAUACUUGACCAAGAAGUAUUUGAAGAAGAACAGCUUGCGUGAUUGGAUUCGUGUCGUAUCCAACGAUAAGGAUUUGUACGAACUGCGCUACUUCAGAAUCAGUUCCAACGAUGAUGAAGAAGAAGAUAACGAGUAAGCUUUCUGAAUACAUGUAAAGGCUUCGGUUUAAGAAGUUCAAAAUGA
Messenger RNA from Ochlerotatus camptorhynchus, 578 nucleotides. RefSeq names its product large ribosomal subunit protein eL22-like. Gene Ontology annotation, biological process: cytoplasmic translation. The coding region runs from base 85 to 531 and encodes 148 amino acids. Gene Ontology annotation, cellular component: ribosome. NCBI's taxonomy places the organism in Eukaryota, Metazoa, Arthropoda, Insecta, Diptera, Culicidae. Gene Ontology annotation, molecular function: RNA binding; structural constituent of ribosome. The transcript is spliced from 3 exons. The record is from RefSeq and is a predicted model, not a curated record.